Messenger RNA from Sorghum bicolor (sorghum), 3345 nucleotides. Its product is annotated as phospholipase D beta 1. Bases 600 to 3080 code for a protein of 826 amino acids. The transcript is spliced from 10 exons. Lineage: Eukaryota; Viridiplantae; Streptophyta; Magnoliopsida; Poales; Poaceae. The record is from RefSeq and is a predicted model, not a curated record. Gene Ontology annotation, molecular function: D-type glycerophospholipase activity; calcium ion binding. Gene Ontology annotation, biological process: phosphatidylcholine metabolic process; phospholipid catabolic process. Gene Ontology annotation, cellular component: plasma membrane.
UACGUUGUUGCCCCUACAAAAGGGUCACACUUGUCAUAAUAGUCGGGUGAACUUGUGGCUGGUACUCCGGUCUAUAGUAGCUAGCAGGUCUACUGAAUAGAUAGCUUUGUAUGUCGUUUUCUUCUAUAAUCUAUACUAGCAUGUAUUUUGGCCCAAUAUUUGAAAUCUAGAGGCGCAACUAUUUGGACCGGAGGGAGUAGGAGCUGGUGAAACUAUUUUUUCUAGUUUCACCAGCUUAGCAAGGAGCCAGAGCUGCCAAAUGAGUCCUAGUUUCUCAAAGCAGGUUGGGCUUUGAAAGCCCAUAUAGGUUAGGCCCAGUCACGACGGAGGCCUUGAGGGCUUUGGAGGCCAUGGAUCGAACUGAACGGAGCGUCGUUUCCUUUGCCCAGUUCGCGGCCACUCGUCGGCUCAACCGCUCCACCCAGACUCCCCUCGAAUUCAGGGGAAGCGGCCGAUCCGCGCGACGACGAACCGGGUACCGGGACGAGAGGAGAGGAGGCAUGCACAUUGCAUGCACGCCCGCCGAGGACUGACGAGGCCACCACCACACAGCAGGAGCGGAACCGUGCCAUCGGAUCGAGGCAGGCUCGCGACGGACGAUGCCCCAGGACGACGACGAGAGCAUCGCCUGGGUGGGCACCGCCGGGGACGACGCACCGGCGGUGCUACUGCACGGCAGCCUGGACAUCUGGAUCCACGAGGCGCGGAACCUGCCGAACAAGGACAUCCUGUCCAAGAGGAUGCGGGACCUGCUGUGCAAGCCGUCGGAGGGCAUGACCAGCGACCCCUACGUGACGGUGCAGGUCGCCUCCGCCGUGGUGGCGCGCACCUUCGUCAUCCCCGACGACGAGAACCCCGUGUGGGCGCAGCAGUUCAUGGUGCCCGUCGCGCACGAGACCGCCGCCGUCAACUUCGUCGUCAAGGACAGCGACGUCGUGGGCGCGGAGCUCAUCGGCGUCGUCGCCGUCCGCGCCGACCGGCUGCAGACCGGGGACAGGGUCGAGGGCGCGUACCCGGUCCUCGAGCGCAACGGAAAGGAGUGCGCGCCGGGGGCCGUGCUUCGGCUGUCGGUGCAGUACGUGCCCGUGGCGAGGCUCACCAUGUACCACCACGGCGUCACCCCGGGCCCGGACUUCGCCGGCGUGCCCAGGACCUACUUCCCGCUGCGCCGGGGCGGCAAGGUCACGCUGUACCAGGACGCGCACGUGGCCGACGGCACGCUGCCGGAGAUCAGGCUCGGGAACGGCGCUUGCCGCCGGCACGGCCAGUGCUGGCGCGACGUCUACGACGCCAUAUCCCAGGCCCGGAGGCUCAUCUACAUCACCGGAUGGUCCGUGUUCCACACCAUCCACCUGGUGCGCGACGGCCACGGGGACAUGGCGCUCGGCGACCUGCUCAGGAAGAAGUCGCAGGAGGGGGUGCGGGUGCUGCUGCUCGUGUGGGACGACCCCACGUCCCGGAGCCUCCUCGGCAUCAAGAUGGAAGGUUACAUGGGAACAAGGGAUGAGGAGACCCGGAGAUUCUUCAAGCAUUCUUCAGUUCAGAUACUGCUUUGCCCACGUUCUGCUGGGAAAAGGCACAGCUGGGUGAAACAACAGGAAACAGGCACUAUCUUUACUCACCAUCAGAAAACAGUGAUCUUGGAUGCUGAUGCUGGGAAUCAUAAAAGGAAGAUUGUUGCUUUUGUAGGAGGCCUUGAUUUAUGUGGAGGGCGGUAUGAUACACCAAGACACACUCUAUUUCGGACUCUUGAGACAUUUCACAAGGAAGACUAUUACAACCCAAAUUUUGCGGUUGAAGAUGCUCAUGGCCCAAGAGAGCCAUGGCAUGACUUGCAUUCCAAGAUCGAUGGUCCAGCAGCAUAUGAUGUCCUGAAAAACUUUGAGGAACGCUGGUUAAAGGCAUCAAAGCGCAGUGGUGCUAAGAAACUGUCAAAAUUGUCGAGAUCGCAUAAUGAUUCGCUGCUCUGGAUUGCAAAGAUACCUGAUAUUAUAGCUAUUGAUGACGAAAUCUAUUCAAAUGACAAUGAUCCAGAAAGAUGGGAUGUGCAGAUUUUCCGAUCAAUUGAUUCGAACUCUGUCAAGGGUUUUCCAAAAGAUCCACGGGAGGCCACUAGUAAGAAUCUUGUUUGUGGGAAAAAUGUACUGAUUGAUAUGAGCGUGCAUACAGCAUAUGUGAAUGCCAUCCGAGGUGCUCAACAUUUCAUCUACAUUGAGAACCAGUACUUCCUUGGCUCUUCAUUUAAUUGGGAUUCACAUAAAGAUGUCGGUGCUAAUAAUCUGAUACCCAUUGAGAUAGCACUCAAAAUUGCAAACAAGAUUUAUUCGAAUGAGAGAUUUUCAGCUUAUAUAGUAGUUCCAAUGUGGCCUGAGGGUAAUCCUACUGGUACUCCUACGCAAAGGAUUCUUUAUUGGCAGAAAAAGACAAUGCAAAUGAUGUAUGAGAUAAUCUAUAAGGCCUUGAAAGAAGCAGGACUAGAUGGUACAUAUGAGCCGCAGGAUUACCUGAAUUUCUUCUGCCUUGGUAACCGUGAAGCUGAGGACACUACUAGCACUUCUGGUGGACAAUUCUCAGCCAGUAACCCACAGGACCAAGCUCGGAAGAAUAGGAGAUUCAUGGUGUAUGUGCACUCAAAAGGCAUGAUCGUGGAUGAUGAAUAUGUGAUCAUUGGGUCUGCUAACAUCAACCAGAGGUCCAUGGAAGGAACUAGAGAUACAGAGAUCGCAAUGGCUGCAUACCAACCCCAGCACACAUGGGCAAAUACACUUUCUGCUCCUCGUGGACAGAUUUUCGGGUACAGAAUGUCUCUAUGGGCAGAGCACAUCGGAUACAUCGAGGAGAGUUUCACCAUGCCGGAGAGUCUAGAGUGCACGAGGCAGGUGCGGCACAUCGGACAGCAGAACUGGGAGAAAUUCAUCUCCAGCCAUGUGACCGAGAUGAAGGGCCACCUGCUCAAGUAUCCCGUCAGCAUCGAUUCCAGUGGCAAGGUGAAUCCUCUGUCUGGGUGUGCCACAUUCCCAGAUCUUGGUGGGAACAUCUGCGGCUCAUUCCUGAACAUCCAAGAAAACCUCACAAUAUGAGCAGAGCUUAUAGGUUACCGAAGUCACUGCGGGUGACAUUGACAGCUUCAACAUUGUGUCAGCAGAAAAGAAAGUUACAUGCCUCCGGGAUUGAUUCAAGAGAUCACCUAGCUUUCUGUAGGAAGGUCAACACCAGAGAUUAAUAGGUUAGUACUUUGUAUCCAACAGCAGUGUCACCAAAUGGUUCGUCAGUUCAGCUCCAUAAAUUGUACAUGAACACAUUAUUGGAUUUUUUUGAAAGGUAAACAUAGUGGAUCUGGCUCUA